AUGGACCACGACAAUAACCGCCUACGACUGAACUUUCAGUUUGACAACCAACACAACUUUGACGCUGCCAACGCUCGAAUGUAUCCCACGACGCCCUCCACUUUCCCUCAGCCGAUCUAUGGCACUCAGCAGCACGAGUAUGGCGGAGGUGCACUAUCGCCCAAUCCUACGGCCAAUACUGGCUACUUCCUGAAUCAACAAUUCCCCCCUCAAUCACAGCAAUCUCAGUAUCAGCAGCAAUAUGCGUAUCAAGGACAACCCGGCCUCCAGUCUCCUCAACCGGCAUACCAAGCUAACUCUAGACCCUACGGCGGAAACACCAAUACCGACGCAACAAGUGGUCUAAUACAGCAAUUUUCGAACCAAGACUUGAGUGCCACACCACGUGGUAACGUCAAUCGCACUCCGUCACCUGCAAUGCCGCGUCCUCGAACGGCUGGUGAAGCAAGACAAGCACAGAAUCCUUACCAGGGCCACCUAGCUCCACCAAUGCCCAGACCGUCGCCGAAACCAGAAGAGGAGGAGCAGCCGAACCCGCGCAGAUAUUCAGACAACGUUGUCAAGCGAGGCACUGCCGCGAAGCAGUUGGUCAACAGCUUUUUCCAGGAGAACAUUGAGCGAGCACGUGACCGGAAUAGUCGCGCAAAAGAGCUGGAGGCGAUACUGAAGAAUCCGAGCAUCAGUGAUCUGGAAAAGCAAAAGGAAAUGAACACCCUUGCACAGAAAGAGGCACGCUUCCUGCGCUUCAUUCGGACAAGGGAGGUCCCUUCAAACUUUACAACCAUCAAGGUCAUUGGGAAAGGAGCAUUUGGAGAAGUCAAGCUGGUACAGCGCAAGACCGACGGCAAAAUCUAUGCGCUGAAGUCUCUGAUAAAGUCGGAAAUGUUUAAGAAGGAUCAACUGGCGCACGUCCGAGCAGAGCGUGAUAUUCUGGCUGAUUCGAAAGACAACCCAUGGCUCGUCAAGCUGCAUGCUUCAUUCCAGGACAACACCUACCUCUACAUGCUGAUGGAGUUCUUACCUGGCGGUGACUUGAUGACCAUGUUGAUCAAGUAUGAGAUCUUUUCCGAAGACAUUACGCGGUUCUACAUGGCUGAGAUCGUCAUGGCCAUCGAGGCCGUGCACAAACUCGGUUUCCUGCAUCGUGAUAUCAAACCCGACAACAUUCUCCUAGACCGGGGUGGACACAUCAAGUUGACCGAUUUCGGUCUCUCCACGGGCGGACGCAAGCAGCACGAGAACUCAUACUAUCAGGCGCUCCUGAAGGCCGGAACUGAUAGCAAGUCAGGAAACCGCAACUCGAUGGCAUUGAACGAACAGAUCAAUUUGACUGUCAGCAAUCGAGGACUGGUGAACACUUGGAGGAAAUCACGUCGUCAUAUGGCCUACUCGACUGUGGGAACUCCAGAUUACAUCGCCCCUGAAAUCUUCCUCGGCCAAGGCUAUACCUAUCUGUGCGAUUGGUGGUCUGUCGGGGCGAUCAUGUUCGAGUGCUUGGUGGGCUGGCCACCUUUCUGCGCCGAGGACACACAUGACACCUACCGCAAAAUCGUCAAUUGGCGCGAGUCCUUAUAUUUCCCGGAUGAGUUAGUUCUGGGUAGGGAUGCCGAGGACAUGAUCAGAAGCUUCCUCUGUGAUGCGAAUGAUCGGCUGGGCAAAGAAGGUGGAGCUCACGACGGAGCAUCACAGAUCAAGAAACACCCAUUUUUCCGUGGUGUCGUCUGGGACCAAUUGCGCAAGAUUCGAGCACCCUUUGAACCGAAAUUGUCGUCGAACAUUGAUGUCAGCUACUUCCCCAUCGACGAGAUUCCACAAGAGGAUAACAGCGCGGUGCACCGAGCACACGCCAAGCAGAUCUCGCCUGAACAGGAUGCUGAAAUGAGCCUGCCCUUCAUCGGAUACACUUACAAAGCUUUUACUGCAUUCCAGAAUUCCUAG
Messenger RNA from Cladophialophora yegresii CBS 114405, 1938 nucleotides. RefSeq names its product AGC/NDR/NDR protein kinase. The transcript is spliced from 3 exons. The coding region runs from base 1 to 1938 and encodes 645 amino acids. NCBI's taxonomy places the organism in Eukaryota, Fungi, Ascomycota, Eurotiomycetes, Chaetothyriales, Herpotrichiellaceae. Gene Ontology annotation, biological process: intracellular signal transduction; peptidyl-serine phosphorylation. Gene Ontology annotation, molecular function: ATP binding; protein serine/threonine kinase activity. The record is from RefSeq and is a predicted model, not a curated record.